UAUAAUAGCUGUGGGCGUGGCCAGUGUUCUAGGUUUGACCAAUGGGGUGUCAGCAAAGGGAGAUGGGCGUUCUCUUCGGUUAGGAGCAGAAGUUGAACAGCGGGAGCCGAGACAUAGCUCUAGAAAGGCAGAUUCAGAGAGGGCAGAGGCAACGGCCCUCUUUUGAGGGGGGGCUUAUCAUUACAUAUAUAAAUACACAUGUGUGUGAACUGUUUGGCCGCAUGAUAGGUCAUAUGUGGGAAACAAUUAUUUUAGAAAAACAUACCACCGCGGCUUUACAUUUAAAAUGCCUAUUUUACUUUUCCUGUUAGACACGUCCGCCUCUAUGAAUCAGCGCACUUAUUUGGGUACGACGUAUCUGGAUGUUGCUAAAGGCGCGGUUGAGGUCUUUAUGAAGCUGCGUGCCCGAGACCCGGCUAGUAGAGGCGACAGGUACAUGCUAGUUACAUUCGAUGAGCCACCAUACGGAGUGAAGGCAGGCUGGAAGGAGAAUCACGCCACGUUCAUGUGCGAGCUUAAGAACCUGCAGGCAUCUGGGCUGACGACAUUAGGCCAUGCUCUCCGCACGGCCUUCGACCUGCUUAACCUGAACCGUCUUGUCUCGGGAAUCGACAACUAUGGACAGGGCCGUAACCCGUUCUUCCUCGAGCCGUCUGUGAUCAUCACCAUCACCGACGGCAACAAGCUUACACACAGCUCCGGGGUGCCGGACGAGCUGCAUCUGCCUCUGAACUCCCCCCUGGCUGGCAGCGAGUUGACCAAAGAGCCUUUUCGCUGGGACCAGCGUCUGUUUGCACUAGUUCUGAGGCUGCCCGGAGCCGCCGCGCCAGAUAACGAGCAGCUCGGCAGCGUUCCCACAGACGAGUCUGCCAUCACUCAGAUGUGCGAAGUCACUGGAGGACGGUCGUACUGUGUUCGAACGCAGAGGAUGUUAAAUCAGUGUCUGGAGUCUCUGGUUCAGAAGGUUCAGAGUGGGGUCGUCCUGCAUUUUGAAAAGACCGGGCCGGAUCCGCUUGUUGUAGAAGCAGAAAACUCUGCAGAGUCCGGUCGACCGGCGCCGUCCUUUAGCCCGCACGCGUGGCACAGCUGCCACAAGCUGAUCUACGUGAGACCAAACCCAAAGACAGGAGUUCCGGUGGGUCACUGGCCCAUCCCGGAGUCCUUCUGGCCGGACCAGAACUCUCCAACUCUGCCGCCUCGCUCCGCCCACCCGCUGGUGCGCUUCUCCUGCGUGGACUGCGAGCCCAUGGUGAUCGACAAGCUUCCCUUUGACAAGUACGAGCUGGAGCCCUCCCCGCUCACUCAGUACAUUCUGGAACGGAAGUCUCCUCACAUGUGCUGGCAGGUGUUUGUCAGUAACAGCGGGAAGCAGACCGACUUGGGACAGCCGUUCGGAUACCUGAAAGCCAGCACCACCCUCACCUGCGUUAACCUGUUCGUCAUGCCUUACAACUACCCGGUCCUCCUUCCACUCCUCGACGACCUCUUUAAAGUCCACAAACUGAAACCAAACCUCAAGUGGCGCCAGGCCUUUGAGCUGUACCUGAAGACGAUGCCUCCAUACUACCUCCUGCCCUUGAAGAAGGCGCUAAGGAUGAUGGGAGCACCCAACCUUAUAGCAGACACUCUGGACUGUGGGCUGAGUUACAGUGUUAUCUCCUACCUGAAGAAGCUGAACCAGCAGGCAAAGUUGGAGUCGGACCGCCUGAUUGUGUCGGUGGGUAAGAAGGCUCCUCAGGAAACUGGCAUCAAGGUGAAGAACCACUCCAGCUCGCUGUCGCUGGCUCACCGGCGGGACUUCAAGCAGCUCCUGCAGGGAAUCACGGGGGAGGGGCCUCUUCGCCUGGCAGACGUCAACUUUAAGGAGUUCGCCGGUUUCCAGAUCGCUCUCCUCAAUAAGGAUGUGAAACCUCAAGCGUACCGGAAUGCCUACGACAUUCCCAGACGGAAUCUUCUGGAUCAGUUGACCCGGAUGCGCUCCAAUCUGCUGCGGACGUCUCUAAAGCUGAUCCGAGGGCAGGAUGAAGAUUACCUGCACAGCAUUCCGGUGGCUCAGAUGGGAAACUAUCAGGAAUACCUCAAAAUGAUGCCGUCUCCUUUGCGAGAGAUCGACCCCGAUCAGCCUAAGAGGCUGCACACGUUUGGGAAUCCAUUCAAGCAGGAUAAAAAGGGGAUGAUGAUCGACGAGGCGGAUGAGUUUGUCGCAGGUCCUCAGAACAAGAAAAGGGGGAUGUCCGGCGACUCCAACUCCAAUGCAACCAUGAAGCGGAGGCGGAGCAUGUCGCCGUUGCUGCGGCGACCGCAGACUCCACUGGGGAACAACCACGCGGCGACAGGAAAGAGUUUGUCGGACGUCCAGACCCCACAGAGUCUCCUCAAACCCGCUCCACAACUCAAAGGUGGCGGCAGCUGCACGAUGGUGACCGAGAGCAACGGAGACGGCGUUUCCGAGCUGGACUCUACAGAGAGCUGGCAGAACGAGAUGGACGCCGACCCAGAGCAUCCGUCUCCGCUCGGCUUAGAGGAGAAGCCGGUGGCAGCUAAUCAGGAGGAAGACGUCGGCGUGGCGGAGGAAAGACCUCCUCCGGAUCCUCUGGAAGAUCCGCCUCCAGAGAUCAAACUCACCUUCGAGCGGUUGAGUCCACAGAGCGAGCCGGACGACACCGACGUCGAUGCUGAUGCUGACGUCGCCCUGGAAACCAUUUUCAUAGCUCCGCUGGACGGCAGCCAAGCAGAGCUGCGCAGCCAAGUCAUCAAGGAGGUCCGCAAACCGGGACGAAACUAUAAGGCGAUCCUCGGUCUGCUGCAGCAGGUGAGAGGCCCGGAGACCGUAAAGAGGUUCUUCAUCCAUCACGCCAUCAAGGAAGCUGCCAGGUUUAAGAAGCGGGUUCUGAUCCAGCAGCUGGAGGCGGCCCUUCAAGAGUUGGAGGAGAACCAGUCGCCGUUUUUGCAGCUUCACAACGAUCAUGGCAGUUAAUCCCCGCCGCCGCCGCCGGACUUCAGCGUCCUGAAGGAAGCACACGGACCGCCUGUUACUGCUCCGCUCCGGGCCGGAGCAAGGCCCCGCGGGGCAGAAGAACCACUCCUCUUCAUAUUGACAGAGGCGUCUCUGUAACCACGCACACAAACACGCCAACACACACCAACCUUAAGUGAGCAAAGGAGGCAGCAGCUGCUUUAAAGCUCAUCUUUCUUCAGCUGGUCUGAGAAGUUUUUCAUAGAAAUGAUUCAUUUAAAAAAUCCACACGACAUUUUCUGCUUUUUAUUUGUCAAAUCUCAAACUGCUUUUAGACAUUAAAGCCAGCAUUUAGUGGCAUUUUCUGCUGCAACAGAUAAUUGCAUUCCAGAAAAUGUAUCUCAAAGACCCACUCUGAUGAAAAGUUGGUGCUUUUAGCAUGUUCUUUUCUAAUGAUGGGGGACAUAUUUUAAUAAAAUUAAGCUUAAAAUAGCCUUUCUGAGUAUUUUUUUAAUUCAAAAUGUGGUGAAUCGGGAGCAGACAACACAAUGCAACUGAAUAUCAUAUUUUUGAAUACUCUCUGGGCGCCAAAAACUCAAAGGGGAAUUUCUAAUGAGCCGCUCUGCAGAAACUAUGUCCCAGUAAGCAACACGAUUCUUUUAAUUUUGUCUAAAAAUAAAAUUCCGUUUUAAAGAUGAUCAGAGUGGGCCUUUAAAAAAAACUACCAAACUUUUCCUUACUAUUAAACUAUCUAACACUUCUAGCAUCCCAUUUAUUCAGAACUAUAUCGCCAUAGUAACUGUUUUAGAUUUCAAAGUAAAGAUGGCCAAAAUAAAAGAAGUUGCACAUAUCGUCCCACCUGCUGGUGUCUGUUUAUGAGAGGAGCUUCUUGUUAAAGUCAGUGUUCAUUUGACAAUAUUUAGUCAGUUUUCAGUGUUUUGAAGCUCACUGCUGCCUGUCCUGUGGUCGAUUCCUCCUCCAGCAAUAUAUCCGGUGAGAUCCCCGUAAACAGACGGCGAGCUGCUUGGUUUAUGGCGUUCCCGCCCGUCCGUCCGUCUGGACUCUUUGCACAGCUGCCCCGUCUGUCCUCUGCAGUGUUUGACCCAAAGCCAGCUCCUCCUUUGUUCCUGUUGUACUCCACACAUACACUACUUUCUAAUGUUCAUAGGAAAUAUAGACCUAUUUUUGUGAAUUUACGUCAGAGUAUAAGAAAUAUUUUGAAGAAAACACAAUGUUCAUUUUUUUGUAAAGCUGUUAAAUAUGAAAAAAGCAAAGUUUUAUGAACUUACCAUUUUAUAAUAAAACCAAACAGUGAAGCUGCAUCUGUUGUCUUUUACUGAUGUUUUUGGUUUGCUUGAAUUUCUAAAUUAAAAUAAAAAAUAGGAACUUAAAU
This is a messenger RNA of Oryzias melastigma (Indian medaka), 4349 nucleotides long. RefSeq names its product integrator complex subunit 6 like (gene ints6l). The transcript is spliced from 18 exons. Gene Ontology annotation, cellular component: integrator complex. Gene Ontology annotation, biological process: snRNA 3'-end processing. The record is from RefSeq and is a predicted model, not a curated record. Lineage: Eukaryota; Metazoa; Chordata; Actinopteri; Beloniformes; Adrianichthyidae. The coding region runs from base 287 to 2977 and encodes 896 amino acids.